Molecule: messenger RNA, 1554 nt
Organism: Rhinichthys klamathensis goyatoka
Lineage: Eukaryota; Metazoa; Chordata; Actinopteri; Cypriniformes; Leuciscidae
Exons: 1
Coding region: 1-1554 (517 amino acids)
Source: RefSeq, a predicted model, not a curated record
AUGAUAGAUAGAAGCUGGAAAGAGAAGUAUCUACCAAACACACCCAUUAGGCCGCUUAGUGAAAUCUUUGAUGAGAGAGAAGAGCUGGAAGUGCACGCGGUGAAUGGAGAAAUCCUCCCUUUUGAUGGCUGGGUCCUUAUUGCCGUCAGUCUCAAUGGAAAUGGUGCGCUUAGCCAGUCGAUCAUGGUGCCUUUUCUCAUCUGUAGCAUUCCGCUUGCACAGCCACUACUUGGGUUUAAUGUCCUAGAGGAAGUGAUUCAAAAUCGAACAAAAGAACUUGUCCCAGCACUUACCACGCUUCUAUCUGACGCAAUAUCGGUUCCUGCUGAGAAAGUUGAGCUGCUGAUGAACUUCAUUCAGACUGACAAACCCUCUAUGUAUCACAGGUUGAUAAGAACUGGUAAUUAUGAGACUACAGUCCCAGCCGGACAAGUAGCCUGGGUGAAGUGUCAGGUCCCAUCCGCUGUAGACCAGUCAGACUCUCUUCUUUUGUUUGAACCUAACGAGAACAGUGGCCAUCUCACCGAGCUUGAGAUUGAGGAGGGCUUACUAGAACUACAGACUGCAAAAAGACCUUAUGUCAUAAUACCAGUAAGAAAUGACACGAAGCAUCCUGUUACAAUACCAAGGAAGACAGCCCUUGGUAGCGUCCAGACGGUGGCUAGAGUGAUUGAGAACAAUCCAUUAGAGAGCCCCAGGCCCAGAGUAGCAGUCGUUAAAGCAGCAACAGCCCCAGUUAAACAGAGUGUUCCAGCGUUAUGGCAGCCGCCUGCGGACCUCAGCCACCUUGGUGAUGAGGAACAAGAAAAAGUCAAGAAAAUGCUGUGGGAAGAAUCGGCUGCUUUUGCACAAGACAGUCAUGAUAUUGGAUGUAUUCCUAGUCUACAGAUGUCUAUCUCACUCAAAGACGAGAUUCCAGUGCAGAGAGCUUACUCUUCGGUGCCCAAACCACUGUUCAAAGAGGUGAAGGAGUAUGUACAAGAUCUGCUCAUGAGAGGUUGGAUUGUGAAGUCAAAGUCCUCUUAUGCUGCUCCAGUGGUCUGCGUCCGAAAGAAAGACGGUACACUCCGCCUCUGUAUCGAUUAUCGUCUCUUGAAUCAGAAGACCAUACCUGAUCGACAUCCCCUACCUAGGAUACAAGACCUGACUGAUAGUCUCGGUGGUUAUUCCUGGUUCAGCAUCCUCGACCAAGGAAAGGCUUAUCAUCAGGGCUUUAUCGCCAAGGACUCCCAGCACCUCACUGCUUUCAUUACCCCCUGGGGGCUAUAUGAAUGGGUGCGUAUCCCUUUUGGCCUCUCCAACGCCCCAGCAGCUUUCCAGAGAAGCAUGGAGGAGAUGUUGAGUUCCUUGAGAGAUGAUUGCUGUCUUCCGUACCUUGACGACGUGCUCUGCUAUGCAAAAACCUUUGACGAGCACGUGGAAGGGGUCCGUGAAGUACUCCAAGCUCUUCAGCGACAUGGAGUGAAACUGAGACCUGAAAAAUGUGAGUUAUUCCGACGAGAAGUAAGAUAUGUGGGUCGUCUUUCUUGUGUCAGCUCAGGGAGUGAGAAUUGA